This is a messenger RNA of Vicia faba (fava bean), 354 nucleotides long. Lineage: Eukaryota; Viridiplantae; Streptophyta; Magnoliopsida; Fabales; Fabaceae. The record is from the annotation of a GenBank genome assembly.
AUGUUUUUUUUAAACCUGCAAGUGAAAAAUAACAACAACACGCACAACAACGGAACAGAGAAGAAGAGAAAAUUCCGAACUCGAAUCGGAACCGCACGCGUCAAACCUCCGCGAACACCGCCACACCAUGCCCGGCUUAGCAACCUCUUCCGCAUUCACCACCUUCGCAGAAGCACAGACCUUCGACUACCGCACCAAAAUCCCGACCGAUUCAACUCCGACGAGCCCAGAUUUCGUUUCGUUCGCUUCUGCUGGCAACAGACCGAUGGGCAGCCACCGUCGCGUAAACGCCGACGAAGUCACCUUCCUCCGUACACCCUCGCCGCGAAUCACCGGAAACCGCCACCGUUGUGA